Messenger RNA from Sodiomyces alkalinus F11, 939 nucleotides. RefSeq lists its product as hypothetical. The coding region runs from base 1 to 939 and encodes 312 amino acids. The record is from RefSeq and is a predicted model, not a curated record. NCBI's taxonomy places the organism in Eukaryota, Fungi, Ascomycota, Sordariomycetes, Glomerellales, Plectosphaerellaceae. The transcript is spliced from 2 exons. Gene Ontology annotation, molecular function: FMN binding.
AUGUCCGAGAAUAAAGACAUCCGGAACCCCCAUCCGGACUUCAAAACAGUAGAAGCCUCCCGCCCGGACUGGGACCCCAAAGCCCUCCGCUACACAAAAACCCCGGACCCAAGCUGGACCUACGGAUCCGGACCCAAUGCCACCUCUUCCGUCGCCUCUCCUCCACGAAGCAAUGCAACCUCGACCCCUCCAGCCCACAUCCCCAUAGACCCGUACGCGGCAAACCGGCCCCCAGGCGCCAACUACAAACUCCUCAUCUCCUCCAUCGCCCCCCGCCCCAUCGCCCUCCUCUCCACCCGCUCCCCGGACGAAGCGCGCGACUCCGACGCCGAGAAAGACAACCUAGCCCCCUUCAGCUUCUUCAACGUCCUGAGCCACGACCCGCCCCUCUUCGCCCUCGGCUUCGCCUGCAGCCUGGCCCGCCCCAAGGACUCGCUCCGCAACCUCGUCGACACGCGCGAGUGCGUCAUCAACCUGGUCGGCGAGCCCCUCCUCGAGGCGGCCAACGCGGCGAGCAUCGACAGCCCGCGUGGGGUGAGCGAGUGGGUCGUUUCCGGGCUCACGCCCGUGCGGGACGCGGAGACGGUGCGGUGCGCGCGCGUUGCCGAGGCGGUGGUUUCGAUUGAGGCGAAGCUGGAUUUCGUGAGGGAGUAUGAGAGUCGGGGGGCGCCUGGGAGGAUUGGCUCGACGGUGGUUAUUGUGGAGGGGACGAGGUUUUGGGUGCGGGGGGAUGCGGUGAAUGAGGACCGGAGUGUGGUCGAUUUGUCGGUGUUACGACCCAUAAGUCGACUGGGAGGUAUCUCGUAUGGACGCACCACCGAGGCCGUCGAACUCCUGCGGCCUGUGUUUGAGGAAACGCUGGGCAUGGACGGGUACGAGAAGCUGAAGGAAAAGAGACGACAGCAAGAGAGGCAGCUUCAAAACGGAGAGCCGAACUGA